This is a messenger RNA of Podospora pseudopauciseta, 668 nucleotides long. RefSeq lists its product as uncharacterized. The record is from RefSeq and is a predicted model, not a curated record. Lineage: Eukaryota; Fungi; Ascomycota; Sordariomycetes; Sordariales; Podosporaceae. The transcript has 2 exons. The coding region runs from base 193 to 456 and encodes 87 amino acids.
CCAGCCAAUAUCAAACCCAAAAUUCUCUUCACUUCAUUACAUCUCUCGCCUCCCACAAAUAAGAAAGCUCCUAGAUAUUCCCAUCCCUCCGACCUCAAUCUCACACCAACUUACCACAUACAUAUUUCUCAACCAUCCACCUCAACCUCCACCAAACCCACCCUAAAGCAUCCUCUAGAGCCAACAACCAAAAUGGAACCACCACAACCUCCCAAACCAAUCCGAUUCCCCCGCUCCAAAAGAAUUCUCCUCCUCGCCUUCGCCGCAACAGCAGCCUUUCUCCCCCGACCCUCCUCCUUCGGCUCCGGCGGCGGCGGCGGCCCAACAUGCGGCAUGGACGCAGUCAUGAUCCCCACCGCCAUCCGCCUCCGCGAGAGCGUCAAAGAACGAGCUGGCGGGACUCGCAGCAUCCCACGACUGCCUCUGUAUCUCACCCGAUCGACAACAAAAGCUUAAGAAACCGAUCAUCAACUUUCGACCAAAAGAGACUUUGCAACACUUGUUCAAAAGUCUCACCAAAAUGCCAGAGAGACACUGAACAAAAACAACGUGUUGCUUCCCUUUCGGAAAGGUCAUCGAGUAAAAAUCUGAAAAAGGAGGAAUGGAGUUAUUGCCUGGGCUUACACAACCAGCUGGUAACGGAGGAGGAUGGGAAGAAUUACACCCAA